Limulus polyphemus (Atlantic horseshoe crab) is the source of this 3299-nucleotide messenger RNA. Its product is annotated as trafficking kinesin-binding protein 1-like. The record is from RefSeq and is a predicted model, not a curated record. The annotation marks the transcript as partial. The transcript is spliced from 16 exons. Lineage: Eukaryota; Metazoa; Arthropoda; Merostomata; Xiphosura; Limulidae.
GACACGUGUUCUCAGAAUGUCUUGGGGCUUCAUACUUUGCAAAGAACCGGGGAACAAGACGUUUACACUUGUACUGACCAAUGUUUGGAAGAGGAUGAGUUAACCACUGAAAGGCAGCGUGGCAUCAGCAGGUCAUUUUGUCAUGUGGGAACCAUCACUGAUUUAUGUAAUGAUGUGGAUAUCCCAGAGGUGGAGCUACAGAGCUUGAUGCGAGAGGAUACCCCUAGAUAUAACCUUCGGGCUGAUACAAUCACGGAGUUCUCAGGUUACAGGAAUAACGACUGGAUCCAGACCCCUGUUUUGCCCGUGGAUACCGAGAUCAACCUCAGCCCGGGGUUCCUGGCUGAGUUGUUUGUAUACUUUCUUUCAUGUGGGAACCGCCUCAGCCAGAUGACCAAGACAUAUAAUGAUGUAGAAUCGAUGAGAGCGCUUCUUGAAGAGAAAGAGAAAGAUCUUGAGUUGGCAGCUCAAAUUGGUCAGUCGUUGCUUGAACAGAACAAACAGCUUACUCGGAGAAACGAAUGUCUUGAACAAGAGCUGACCAGUGCUAAUGAAACGAUAAAUCAACUGAAGAGGGACUUGGCAACUAAGGUUUCUUUGCUUCAGGUUUACACACAAGAUCUUGAUACAUCUUCUGAAACAACCACACCCACUGAUCAUGCAGGCUUUGACUGGGACUUCUUACACAAGAAAGUUCAAGAACUUGAGGAGAAAAAUCUUGAACUUCGUUCGGAGGUUAAUUUGCAAGAAGCAACUCUUGAACAGGAAGAAAAGAAAGAAAUGCAGAUUUUACACGAAUUUGUCAAAGAAUUAACUGAUGCUAGAAAACAGAUCGCAACACUUCAGGAAGAACAGGAGAAAAAAUCGGAUGAUUUUUUUCGUCAACAAGAGGAGGUGACCGGUCUUUUGUCCCAAGUAGUGGACUUACAGCAUCAAGUUCGUUCGCUGAUUGCUGAUAAUGAAGAUCUGCAGGAGAGCCUAGAAGCCUCGAAGGAGGAUCAGGCUGUACUCUUGAGUGAACGAAAUGAACUGAAGGAUAAAUAUUCAGAACUUUCUACAGCUUUCCAAGAAGUUCAAGAAGAAAACAAGAAAGUUCAUCGUACAAGACUGCCAAGUGCAAAACAGUGGAAUUACAACAUGUACAACCCCUAUGUUAACCCCGAUUCUUUAGCUUCAGAACUGGAAAGUUCUUUUGGUAGAGACAGUGAAGGCUAUGCAUCAGAUGAGUUAUUGUCGCACAGUAAGCGAGUAUUUCAGACUGUGCACUAUGCAGCAAGACAGAAGUCAUCUCGACAGCGUCGAAACACGGGUUACCAUUAUCAGGAGUCUACCCCACAAAGACAACGGACAAGGUCAUCUCUGUCUCUAAGCCAUUUGCCAUCUUCUUCUUCCUGCUUUAAUGAUAGUUUUGUUUCUGAUUGUGAGUCCUUAUAUGCAGAAAGCUGUCACACUGAUGAUGAAGAAAGCCAUUACUCUUUAGGAAGACCAGGAGCUCCAGGGUCAAGUGAUUUUGAAGCAGCUCUAUCCCGAUUAGGGAUUCAGAGAGAUUCGUCAGUCUUCUCUUGUUUAAAUCAAACAACCAAAUCUGAUAUCACCGAGGAUUUAUCAGAAUCAAACCAUAACUGGCUUAGGGACAAGGAGAUGUUACACAGACUUAGUAUCCUUGCUGGUCAAAGUAAUCAUCACUAUCAUAUGCCCGAAAAAUUACAGAUCAUCAAACCUCUAGAAGGAUCACAAACUCUUCACCACUGGCAGAGACUGGCCACCCCUCACCUAGGAGGGAUCUUUGAGACAAGACCAGGGAUACAGAUAAAAGGAGAAGUUCACCUACCUGAACUAGAACCAGAUACUUUCACAUUAAGUGAUUUGGAAGAGGAUGAAGCUUGCUGUCAGUCAGGAAAGAAUUUUGUACAAACUUCAACCACAUAUACUUAUACGAAUUCAACUGUUAUACAUCCACUGAAUCAGAACCAGAUCUUGUCCAGCUUACCAACAACUCAAGAGGUUGCGAGUAAGGUGCUGGGGUCAUUGGAAGUCGAUCCGUUAUCUCAUGUUGAAACUGAGAAUCUUUCAAGCUUGACUAAGAGCAAGACAGCAUCUGAUUUAAAUAAGCUACUACAAGAUCAGAAAAUUUAUGCUAUUCUCCCUUCUCUGGACUCACCCAUACCUAGAGAAGUGGCACAACCAGGGAUUUCUAAUUCAUCUGGGACACCAGGUCUUCUGAGACCCGUAUUUUUUCCUACCUUUAUGAUGUACAAUACAGGAAAGUACCACUUAAGCACCAACUGGAAUUUCACUCGAAGAACCGCCUCUUCUACUACAGUAAUACACACAACUGAGACAACAACAACACCAGUUAUUAAAAGCACAAUAUUUCCUGUGUUAUCUCCUGUAGACCUGAUGGAGCAGGUAAACCUUGUAAGAAGCACAACAAAGCUAAAUUGUUCGGCAACCAGUACCAGCGGCAUGCCAAGAUUCCAUAUACCACGGUUUCCUGCUCAGCAUGGUUUAUCCAAUGUUUCUGAUGACUCGCCUUUAACUCUGACGAACGGGCAGAAACCUGUUGAUAACUUUCCUACACGCGUUCCUUCAAACCUGGAUAAUGAAGAUCAAACAAAAGAAGUUAACCACAAUCAGCGGGAUAAGAAGGAAGCUGUACCCUUUUUUCAACCUUGGGCUGAACUCUCUACUCCAGUUUCUGGAAAUACUUAUCCUUUUUAUGCGAAUCGUAACUUGCAGAUUCAUGAUCUGGGUUUUAGAUUUUCUCAACUGGUGCCUCACAAUAUGCUCUGUGCAUUGAGAAAAGGUGGUUACUCAGCUGGUAAACAAGCAGUAAGACCAACCAGCAUAAAUAACAAGUGUUAAAAAACAUACAGCCAAAACUAUCGAAAUAGAAAUAUGGUAAAAACACGUAUGAAAACAAACGUAUUAUAGAAAAGUUAUAUAAGCAGUCACGCCAUAAAAACUUAAAAACAGAAAUAUUGUAGAUUAAAUUAAAACAGGCAUAUGGUAAAAUAUUAAGUCAAGCAUGUGGUAAGAACUAUUAAAAUAGGCACAUCGCAAAACUAUUAAAAUAGGCAUAUGGUAAGAACUUUUAAAACAGGCAUAUGGUAAGAACUUUUAAAACAGGCAUAUGGUAAGAACUUUUAAAAUAGGCAUAUGGUAAGAACUAUUAAAAUAGGCAUAUGGUAAGAACUAUAAAAAAAGGCAUAUGGUAAGAACUUUUAAAACAGGCAUAUGGUAAGAACUAUUAAAAUAGGCAUAUGGUAAGAACUAUUAAAAUAGGCAUAUGGUAAGAA